This is a messenger RNA of Paraphaeosphaeria sporulosa, 2993 nucleotides long. RefSeq names its product C2H2 domain-containing protein. The record is from RefSeq and is a predicted model, not a curated record. NCBI's taxonomy places the organism in Eukaryota, Fungi, Ascomycota, Dothideomycetes, Pleosporales, Didymosphaeriaceae. The transcript has 9 exons. The coding region runs from base 270 to 2993 and encodes 907 amino acids.
CGCGGAGGGCGCUUCCUUUUGUUUCAGCGAAUCUCUGCUCGGAUCAGCCUCACCGCUGAAGCGCUGAAAGCUAUCCAAUGGGCGCCAGCGAGGCUGUGGCUGAGCGCUCCAUGCAACGCGCCACAGACAAGGAUCUUGACCGGUCCUUCAGCCUCGUUCAUCUGCAAUCAUGCUGCCCUCCUCUUCUUGCGCACAAUUGCGUCUUGAUGUUCACCACAUAGUUCUCAGCUCGUACCAGAUGCCCAUGCAGCGUCUCUACGGUCACUAUCAUGAAUGGCAACACUUCCACAUCAUCUUUACCGAAUAGCCAAGUCAGUCGUGCAUCUACAGGUGCAUUGUCGCAGCAGUCGACACUGGUUGGACAGCAGACAAGCGCAGCGGGAGGCGAUGCCUUAGACACGGCCAUUCGCAAGUUCAGAGCUCGGUUAACAGGGACUGAUCUUACGGAAUUUCGGAGCACAACGUAUGAGGAACUGCUGCACAGUAUUCUACGCAUCCAAUAUGAGCAGGAACAGACCAAGUCUAUGGUCAACCUCGGCCGAAUACAGUCUUUUCUGGAAGCUAUGAACCAAUUCUCGAAAACCAUAGAGAUUUUUUUGAAUGUCUCUGAUAUGGUAGCCUUUGUCUGGGGACCUAUAAAGUUUCUUCUUCUAACAGCCAGCACAGUUGCAGACUCAUUCGAAACAUUGUUGGAAGCCUACUACGAGAUAGGAGAACAGUUGCCCCUACUGCAAGAGUAUGAGCAGUUAUUUAAGGAAAACCCGCACAUGAUCCAGGCUUUGGAGCUGAUGUAUCUCGACAUUCUCGAAUUCCAUCAGCAAGCCAUGCGUUUCUUCUCUGGUGGUCGAUGGAGAAAGUUCUUUCGCGCCAUGUGGAAAGAUUUUGAGACCAAAUUUGGCGGCAUUAAAAAAAGUCUUGCUCGUCAUAAAGACCUUGUGGAACGUCGUGCGACAAUUUCACAAUACCGCCUCUACCAGCUGGACAUAGUAGAGAUGAGGAAUAGGCUUGACGAGUUGGUCCUGGAAGAACGGGGUAAGAAGUUAGCAGCAGUGAGGGAGUGGUUCGCAGUUGGGUCCAUACAGGAAGAAGAUCAUACCAGUUUCAACGAGAUCAGAGCAACAUACAAAGACACUGCCAAAUGGAUCGUGAAGAAUGAAAAAAUCAAGGACUGGAUGCACGCAGAUAAUCCAACAACGCCAAUAGUCUGGCUCACCGGAAUGCCUGGAGCUGGAAAAACAAUACUGGCCUCCAGUCUUAUCUCUGAAUGCCAAUCGAAAGCUACCUGCAUCACUAGUUACUUCUACUGCCACUACGAAGGUCAAGGAUGCAACACUGCUGUAGAUGUUUUGAAGGGACUGAUGCAUCAAUUGCUGGACCAGUACCCUGACAUGUUACCACCCUGCCACACGAAGCGGACUGGAAGUGGCGAACCAGUGCUUCGAUCCAUAGAGCGAGCCAAAAAGCUGUUUGAGGACUUUUGCUCGAUUCCGGAGAAGAUGUUUAUCAUUAUCGAUGGCCUCGACGAAUGUGAGCAAUUGGAACGCAAGCAACUUCUAGAUUUUCUUGUCGGAAUGGUCACUCAAUGUGACACCAGUGAGCCAGGAAAGCUCCGUGUAAUGGUGGUCAGCCAAGAAUACGGCGACAUAAAACGAGCUCUUCACAACCCGUCUUCCAGCAAGAUUGUACCCAGCAUUGUUUCCAUGUCUGAAACGGAUAAUCGACACGAUAUACACAACUACGUUCGCAUUUGGGUGGACCGCAUUGCGGUCAAACACGAACCGUUUGACGAUGAAGCGAAAGAAUAUCUCCACAAUCUGACCGUGGCACGAGCUAAGGGUAUGUUCUUAUAUGCUAAGCUAGUCAUGGACAAUCUCUUCCAACAGCCAACGAGAGGAGAUCUACUAGACGCUGUAAGCGAAAACAACUUCCCAGAUGGCUUGAAAGAAGCUUAUGAAAGAAUCGUAAAGCGCAUCAAAAGAACCCACGCCGUGGAAUGGCCGAAAGUGAAGAAGCUUUUAGGUUGGAUGGUCUGCGCUCAACGACAGCUGGCAUGGCGGGAGAUCCAAGUAGCCCUCUCCAUCGACAUCGAAAGUCGCAGUAUCGAGUAUGAAGAUCGACGCUUUCGCGAAGAUAUUCACGAGGUUUGUGGCUCUCUGGUCACUGUAUCCGGGAAUCGUGUCUCGUUGGUUCAUAGCACAGCACGAUAUUACCUGACAAAAGCCACAGAAGAUAUCCAUCAGCCAUCCGUGGAAUGUGAGCUUGCCACUCUAUGCCUUCAAUAUCUUACGUUUCCGUGCUUUCAGACCAAAAUUUCGAUUGAGAAGCCGGAGCUUCGCAAGAUGAUGCUUGAGGGACAGUUUGCAUUUCAAGACUACGCAGUCGCAAAAUGGUUUCAGCACGUGAACGCAUUCGUGAAAUUUGGCAAAGAUCUUCUCCAGGAUUGGACGAAAGCCGAAGAGCUCGUCAGAGAAAUGUCGCACGCGAUCGACAACUUCAUGGAUCAUUACCACGAGGAAAAUUUCAAUGAGCCUCAAAACAUCGUGGAAGAAUGUCGAGAAACCUGCAAGAGCUUUGAAGAGCAGGACUUCUACGAGGAUCUAGUAGUGUUGACAAGUCACAUCUACACCUUUCAGAAAAAAGGUUUCGAAGCGCGGCACAAGGUCAGCAUCAAGAGCCUCGAAUAUGCGCUUAAUCGCAAUAGGAAAUUUGUAGAGGAUACGGCCUCUAAACUCAAAGGCACUGAACUGGCAACAUUCAAGCAAUUCUACGACAACGAAAGACCGUACAAGUGCACGAAGAUAACUUGCAUGUACUUUUCGGAAGGAUUCAGGGAAGCCAGGGCCAAAAAGCGCCAUGUCAACAUACACGAUCGUCCGUUUCAAUGCGAAGUUCCGGACUGUCUCGGCGCUGAGGGUUUUGCCAACUCCAAGGACCUAGAGAAGUACACCUUUACGCGUGUUCUCGUUCAAGAGGUCCGCGCGAGCGUUGUCUAG